AUGAGUGAAAAGUUCGCAGGUGAUGCAGUGCGGAUUGUGGCAAUGGCAAUCUUCUUUUCUGUCAUAUUGUUAUUUGUGGGAAUUGGGUUCUUGAUCUUAGUUCAUGUUUGGAUUGUUGGGAGGGCUUUCAGAAGAGGAGGGUUUGGUAAUGGCUCUAUGGUUGCCAUGGCCAGCAGUACAGGUGGCACAGCAAGCAUGUCCAAAGAUGACCUAGAGAAGCUUCCUAGCUUUGAUUAUGUAGCCAAUUGGGACAAGCCAAGUAGUCCUUUGGAUUGUGCAGUGUGCUUGGACAGCUUCAAGAUGGGCGAGAAGUGCAGGCUGUUGCCUCUGUGCAAGCACAGUUUUCAUGCUCAGUGCGUGGAUGCAUGGCUUUUGCAGACACCCAUUUGUCCCAUUUGCAGAAGCAGGACUGCUGAGCCCGGGAAAGAAGGGCCUGUUACAGAUGCUAGCGUUGACCUGAGGGAAAGUCAAACAACUGGAAGCAGGCAUUUGAGUGAUAUUAGAAUUGAACUGGGGGAGAACCAGACAACAGAAAGUGGGCACCUGUCUGUCACCUAA
Molecule: messenger RNA, 558 nt
Organism: Prunus mume (Japanese apricot)
Lineage: Eukaryota; Viridiplantae; Streptophyta; Magnoliopsida; Rosales; Rosaceae
Product: E3 ubiquitin-protein ligase ATL42-like
Source: RefSeq, a predicted model, not a curated record